AAAUUUUUCUAUAUCUAAUCAUGACAAAUUGUAGAAAGAAUAAAACAUUGUGGGGGGGGGGGUGAAAAAAGUAUUUACCCCUGCCCUUUUCAAGCAGUGAAAGUUACUUUAAAAUGAAAAGAUGUAUGAAAAUCUAGAAGCUAUACUCUGGUCAGUUUAGUCUGUAACCCCGCCCUAGCAGGAACCAACUAUACAGAUAAGGUUGAUUUAAACGAUGGAAAAAACAUCAGUUCUGUGUUUACUUCUAGUAUUUCAGAUGACUCAAGUAUCUGUUACCCAACUACACACGGAUUCUAGUAGCAAUAUAUCAAGUAUAGAGAAAAGAUUAUAUCUGCAUGUUGUACACACAAAACGUUCUGCUUUAAUUCAGAGUGCUCGGAUUCUUGACAAACAGAUAGAUCAGAUCAUUGCAGAAAUAGAACCAGUAGCUACAGCAACAAGGGCAAAAUUGACGGAAACUAAAGAAAAGGGAAACAAGCGAGCCUGGUCGUAUGGAGUUUCUGUAGCACUGGCAAAUGGACUGUACUCUUGGAGUUAUAUUUACGGGAAAUCCAAGGCGGAACUCACUACAUCAGACUGGGCGGUUUUAGUUGCAAACUCAGGAUACACCUGGGGAUAUGCAGGUCCCUUCUUAAUUGAAGGUCAACUUGAUUCGCCUGAACCAGCGUGUGGGGCAUCAGAUAUAUUUCAGGCUAUGAACGAGUUUGGUCUGCCAUCUUUGUCUGAAGUAUAUUCUGUUCUGGAAUCAGCGGAUGGAUCUAUGCCUCCCUAUCAGCUGCUGGAGCCGGGUACUAGUACAAGUAUUCUUCAACAGAUGGCUCUGGAACGCUCCCUUGCAAUGAAAAGUGCAGGAUCUUGUUUGAUCGACAGCGACGAGGGAGCAAAGCUGAAGGGUGUUAUUAACCGUCUAGAAGUAGCUGUGGAAUCCAGGUUGGAUAUAACGGAGAGCUUGCUGCAAACUUUGAAGGAGGAAUAUUCACAACUAUAUUAAAUAUAUACUAAACCAUAUAUUCAUACAUAUAUAUAUAUACUAAACCAUGAUCAAGGAUUAUCUAUGCUUGAAAAAUCUGAUGUAACCAAGCGUCAAAUUGUUCUCUCUCCCUUUAAAACAAUUGAGACUUUUUUUAGAAAAUACUUGCACCUUACAUCAUCAAGUUACUAAAAAUGCUUUUUUGCAACUAAUACUAAUUGAGUUGAUAUCACCCAUUUAACCUUCUCUUGAUUUUAUGCGUUUUUUCCUUUCACCCUAAUGUACAUUCUUUCCACAACAAAUAUCAAUUUUAGUAUGUCUGGCGUACCAACUUAAAUUUGCUAAUUCCCAUAUUUUGCAACCUGAUGGUGUAAACCAUUAUAUUUUAGAAAUUGAAUACUGAUCCAUAGAAUUCAUUGUUUGAAAUAUCUAAGGUCAAUAAUUGUGUUCAGCAUAUUCAUCAGAUUUCUAUAGUGCAGAGGCAGACACGAUACUGAAGAACUAAUAGUCGUCAAUUAAGUUUUUCACACUUUACCAAAAUGUGUUAGAAUAGCUUCAAAACUAGUUUUUUUUUGCGUAAACAAACACAAUUUUGUAAACAGUGACUGAGUAAACAAUAACCAAAUGUUGAAAGCUCUCACUCAAAAAUCUAAAAUAAUUUUGCCAAUUACUUCUAAAAACCUUGAGCUAAAAACAAACGCUUUAUAGCUCUAAGAUGUACAUGUCUAGGGUUACAAAAAUAGGUUUAUAAUUGAGUUUGUGAGGUAAAAUCAUCACAGGUCAAGGAGUUUCAAUAUUUGAAAGUUGACUUUGCUUUAAAAAAAUUAUGCAAAUUUCCACAGAAGUCUGAAUCUAAGAUCUAAGCUUUGUUUAAAAUCUGUGUUAUUGUUCAUAAAUAUAUAUAUUAUAUAUAUAUAUAGGACCAACUGAAAAUAUUCAUUUAAUAUUAGAG
This is a messenger RNA of Eurytemora carolleeae, 1922 nucleotides long. RefSeq lists its product as uncharacterized. The transcript is spliced from 10 exons. Lineage: Eukaryota; Metazoa; Arthropoda; Copepoda; Calanoida; Temoridae. Bases 215 to 991 code for a protein of 258 amino acids. The record is from RefSeq and is a predicted model, not a curated record.